Molecule: messenger RNA, 2276 nt
Organism: Sardina pilchardus (European sardine)
Lineage: Eukaryota; Metazoa; Chordata; Actinopteri; Clupeiformes; Clupeidae
Product: aurora kinase C-like
Exons: 4
Coding region: 622-1836 (404 amino acids)
Biological process (GO): signal transduction; protein phosphorylation
Molecular function (GO): protein kinase activity; ATP binding
Source: RefSeq, a predicted model, not a curated record
UGCUUUUGUGCUAUUCAUCUUUUCCACUUCAGAAUAUUUAAAUUAGCAAAGAUGUUUCUCUUCAGAAUAGCAAAGACCUUCUUCCUUGUAUGUACGAUAUAUCAUCCUAGCUCAGCAAUAUUCUACAUUUACAGUGAAGCUACAGAUGUAGAAACUACAUUGGUUUUAGGCUUUAUAAUUGUGUUCUUUUAGAGUAGUUUUGAGACUCUCUGCAGUAACCAAUGAUGUCUUUAAAUUGUUUCUUUGAAUCAACCUUUGCGUUUAAACUCAGGAUUCUCCCUCAUAACGGCUGGCCCAGAGCCAUAAAAAGAGAGUUGUGACACUCUGAUGUCACCGCCACACGAUCAAAAGUUCCAAAACACCUAUGCUGAAUGGCUGAACUGCAGGAGGGUGGGCUGUACUUCUGGAUGUUGGAGGGUGUAAUCAAUUAACUCAUUGACUACUGACCAAGAGAUUUGCUGUUAAUAGUUCCAAAACUCCCACAACUUGGAAGUAGCCUGGAAAAAGGACUGCCUUGGGAGUUCACUGAGUUCUGGGAGUGUCGCCACUCUGUUUUAUCUACUGCUCUGGGCUGGCCCAUUUACUUCACUCCGUCCAUCUACUUAAUUCUGCUGUGAUUCCAUGUUCCCAUUUCUUCAGAUGGCACAGCAAGACGCCAGCACUCUGGCCAAAGGCCACUUCGGGAAGGUCUACAAGAAGUGGUAUAAGGGCCAGUGGGCUUGUGUUAAGAGGGUCCCUCAGGGCGUUAUCAGCAUGACAGAUCUAGAGAGAGAGUGCAAAGUGUAUUGCAAUGUACAGCAUGAAAAUGUGGUGAGGCUUCUGGGUGUCCCCUGGUUUGAGGAUUUGAAAUUUAACAUUCCUCUGGAGUUCAUCUCAGGGGAAGAGCUGGAGACAACAAUCUUCUGCCCAGAGAAGUCUAAAAUACAGUUGACCCCUAUUGUCACAGCAACCAUUAUCAAGGGCAUGUGUGCAGGGCUGAGUCAUCUUCACAGUAAAGACAUUGUGCACCAGGACAUUAAACCUGACAACAUCAUGGUGGAACAUGGAACAAACCGUGCCGUCAUCAUAGAUCUAGGACUGGCUAAAUUCUUCAAGGGUGGAAUAACGUCGGCCCAGAACUUAGGCAAUAUUGCUUACUCCGCUCCUGAAAUCCUGCUGCAGAAUGGUGUGCGGGACAAGCGCUCAGACGUCUGGGCAAUGGGCAAGGUCAUCGCUGAGCUGGUCAUCAGGCCCAGGAACAGACUACUUACUCACAACGUCACAUUCAGGAAAAUCAGGAUAAUUCUUCCUGAGCCUUACAGGGGAGCAGUGUCCAAAAUGGUGUACAGCAAUCCUGCUACUAGAGCCUGCAUGCCGAUAGUGGAGGCUGAGAUUGCACAGGCUUUAGCUGGUACCAUGAUGCAACAUAAGAAGGUUCAACGUGUGCCACUGGCAGCAGAAUGGCCACAACGGGUUCUGGGACAGUCACCAUUCGUUCUGGGACAGUCACAACAGGUUCUGGGACAGUCACCAUUCGGUCUGGGACAGUCACCAUUUGGUCUGGGACAGUCACCAUUCGGUCUGGGACAGUCACAACAGGUUCUGGGACAGUCACCAUUCGGUCUGGGACAGUCACAACAGGUUCUGGGACAGUCACCAUUCGGUCUGGGACAGCCACGACGGGGUCUGGGACAGUCACCAUUUGGUCUGGGACAGUCACCAUUCGGUCUGGGACAGUCACAACAGGUUCUGGGACAGUCACCAUUUGGUCUGGGACAGCCACAACAGGUUCUGGGACAGUCACCAUUUGGUCUGGGACAGUCACCAUUUGGUCUGAGACAGCCACAACGGUUCUAGGACAGUCAGAACAGGUUCUGCGACAGCCACAAAGGGUCCUGGGACAACGCCACCAUCUGGCCAAGCAGGAAAUAUGGCAGAAAUAUAUGGCAGAAAUCUUUUUGAUGGAUUGAUCUGAAGUGUUACAAAAUAUUGGAUAUCAUGAUUGUGAUGAUAUUCAUAUGUGUAAUUCAUAUGCAUAGCAUAGCGCCACCAUGUGGCCAAUCAGGAAAUGUGCCAGAAAUGUUCCAUGCUUUGACUGCUUGAUCUGAAAUUUUAUAAAGUAUUAUCAGGAUGAUAAUUUUGUAAUAAUGUCCUAUUACCGUGCCUGGCAAAGCACCACCAAUUGACAAGAGAAGGAAUGUGUUCCUCCUGCUACUUAGCACCCCCAGCCCCACCCCCCGGACUGAGCUACAAAAACACCACCAACAUUGUUGUGUGGCAAUUAAAGUUUCUAUUCU